AUGCCCUCUAUCGACGAUGUGCUGCUCUUGCCUAUGAAGGUGGAUGCUUUCGUCCUUAACGACGCCGUGUGCAGCGGCGACGAAACAUUGGGGGCGAAGAUUGCACCAAUUACUCAACCAAACUAUACGUUUCUGCGGCUGACGGACUCCUAUAUUCAAAGCGAUAUUCUGAACCAAACCGAUCUUCACUAUGUUACGCCGGCGGACUGCAAUUCUCGCUUUACAGACUUGGGAACUGGGGAGAAGCACACCAACAGAGAAGGUGUAUAUGUACACUGGACAGUACCUCGGCCUUACAGAACGGGGACACGGGUGACGCAAACCCCGAACAUUCCGGAGGACCCUAAGGAUGGGACGAAAGCUCCUGUCGCUGACCCGUCAUCAACAAGAUACCAAGAACUACCGAAUAGAUGGCUCAUUGUGCGAUUUAUACCGGACAUGACAACAAUCUUGCCUGUGGGAAUGCAAUCUGUGGUCCCACAAGUGGAUGCCUGGAUUGUCGAAAGCGACCGUAAGAGCACACUCGACCAACUAAACGAUAGUGUUGAUCUCCAAGUAGACGUAUCGCCUUUCAUUGCUGCUGCAGAAGGUGCAGCUGCCAAAAUCGAUGACCAAGCCGAGGUUUUCAUUGGCUACAAGGAGUCAGCCAGCACGUGGACUGAGCCCGAGACGCCUGGAAUCCCUCCAAAGAAGCCCCGUGUCGUCCUCAGCCUGUUAAACAGCUCCAAUCAACUCUUCACGGACUUCCAGCCUCACAAUAGUAACGUCCUGAGCAUCGUCGACACCUUCACAUAUGGUGUCAAAGACGGGAAGAAUACGGUUCCGACGAAAGUCGAUUACGCCCAAGCUUCCUACUACGUGAUCGGGUGGCACAUGGAUCCCGCGCAAGAUCCCAUGUAUGUUUCCACAGCUGAUUCCGCGAAAGCCGACCCGCGAAGUGCUCGGAUGACACCCUUAGGAAUAGAUUUAGGUCCACAAAGCGCAACCGCUAUGGUAAAUUGGGAAGCCGAGAAAGAUUCAGCACGCAUCUUGUGCCAUGGCGCCAUGUACGAUGUUAUCUGGGACUCCAAAAACCUCCCUAAGAACGUCCCGGCAAAUGAUGCCUGUAAGCAUCUUACGCAGGAUCUACCAAUUUCGAUCGGUGCAACACCUAUAGAUGCUCUUCUCGCGUACGUCCGGGCCCAUAUGCAAACAGACGCGGGCAUGGUCCAGGAACUCGAGACUAGUCUCCAUUCCUUACACGCUCUCCUUCGCUCUCAGGACGAUGGCGUCGAGUCCCAACGUGAGGCAAAAGAUCUUUUGGUUAAUACAAAUUUUUCUCUGAACGAAGGUGGCCUCGCGUUUCAUCUGUCGGAGAGUACUAGCCAAGGCGCUGGUCAGAAACCGAUACUCGACCCGCCAUUAGACAAGAUAAGGCAGGAUCUUCAAACGCUGAACUCAACCCAGAAGCUACUUGACGCUUCACUUAGAAAGCUAAAGUAUAUGAAAUGGAAGCUCUUCUCAUUAUGGUGGACGUAUAUGAGUAACGUAGAAGGGAAGACCAAGGAUACCAUGUCUGAUUCCAAGACAGAAGUCGAGGCGCACAUGAAGAAGGCAAACGCACUGGUCAAGUCUGUUAUAUCGCUCAACAAAACGAUUGAAUCAUUGAAAUCCAAGAUUCCUGGCGUAAUGUCUGCAGUUGAUAGCCAUUUCGCGCAGCAAAAAGACCCCACAAUGAUGAUUGGAGGCAUUCAAUCUGGCUGGCCGUUUGACUUCCUUGAAAAGUUGCGAGUGCGCAUUGCUGCACAGAUUGUCAACGAGGUAGUCGACCCAGCGAGCCCAGCGAGCCCAGCGAACUCAGCGAACUCAGGAAAGAAAAGUGCGUAUGUCGAGUCGUUGUUGGCAACUGCGAAGAAGUUACCAGCAGAGCUCCAGGAUGCUGCUACCGUUCUGCUGAAAGAGUUUAACUACAUACAGCCGGAAAAUAUCGCAAACGUAGUUGUCGGAGACAAUGCAGUCCUCCCUCUAUAUCACGAUCAAGACUUAGCAUAUGGUAAUAUGCAAGAUAGUGAAUGUCCUUGGAGGGAUAGAUGGGGGGAAACUCAACCAUGGUUACCACUGUUCCUAGAAUGGGAGGUCGAGUAUACGGACGUUCCAUUCGAAUAUUGGUCGCUUGAAGAACGAACUACAACAAAUGCUCGUGCCAAUCCCAAGUUAAGAUAUGGUAUCAAAAGCGAUGUUGUACUUUGCGAUUUGGCGCCACAGCCAGUGGACUCAAACAAAGGAAAAGAUUCGGAUAAGAAAGUCGAUGGUGCAAAGCAGAAGAAACCAAAUCCACCUCCGGCUCCAAUCCUCACAAACACAAGAAAGCUGUCUGGCCGGGUUUUGAUUCUACCUCAGCCAAAUUUCUCAUUACAAGCGAAAGUCAAACAGUUGAUUUCCCAAACUCCCGCCAAAAUAUUGGAAGGGUUACUCAAAGAUGACAAAGACGGUGAUAAGCUCAGCGCGCUCAAAAAUCAAUUGUACCGUCUACAAUUCUUGUCAGCCCCACUUUCAGGGUUUAAUAACCACUUAGUUACCCUCCUCCAGGGAAGCCACAUAAAACCAAAUACCAGACCACCAGGAGAAACCAAUAGACCCCUAUCAGACGCUCUCGACAAGGGUGCUGGGUUUGGAAUCCCAGAGCUCACAAUGAUAGGUACGCAAUCAGACCUAACUCCGUACGGCUUCCAAGUACAGUUAUCCGACAAUGAGCCUCCCUUUCACCCAGUAUCUCACGGUCAAUUUAAGCUCACAAAAGUCAACAUCAUUGAUAAAUUCGGUCAAGCAAUACACGCGGCGAAGCCAACCCCAGCUAUUCACGAACGGCCUCGCAUAUACCCAAUACUAAGCGAAUUCUAUGAACCGCAGAUUGUGCCUAAACCACCGGCUACAGAAGACAACAUUGUCAAUGGGAUCGAAAAAGAUGACCCAGGAAAGUGCGAGUUUGCUCAAGUCACCCCACGAAUCAACCAAAUGGCACGAUUAAACUCAACAUUUGUGACGUUGAAUACCGCCAGCCCUAAGAAGAGCGAUGUCUUGAGCUGGCAGCCAGUGGAUGAUUGGACGAAUCCUAUCUGGGGAUGGCUCGUGACCAAUUACGCGGAUUGCGGCAUUCAACUAUUCACAAGCGAUGGCGAAUUCUAUCGAGAAAUCCGAUUUGGGGGCCCAUCGGGGACGCAGGAUUCGCCAGCAUGGUUGCCAUUUCCUCCGCCUGCUGAUUCGUCGACGACGACGAACACAUGGCAGCAGACUUUAUUGGAGACAUUUGCCCAACUGCUCACUAAUAAGUCGUAUUUGCAAGCCGUUGUCUGGAUGCUUGACGGAGCAUCUAAGAUCAGCGCACCAGCUCCCAGCGCCUACGCUGAGUUCUUAAACAGUGUUAUUGGGAGACCAAUCGCUUUAGUCAACAUGGGAUGGUGGCUCGAACUUGCAACAGCUCCGUAUGAAAAUCAAUCGAAGCUAAACACUCUUACUCCGGGUAUCACGCUAUGCGACGACUCGGGCACGAAGGCUAAGCCGAGCAGCGGAGACAACACAAAACAGGGCGGAACAUCCCAGACCAGCACGGAGGACGUAUAUAACUUUCAGAUUAAGUUCGGGGAUAAGGAUCGCAUGUAUGAUGGAUUGAUAGGGUACUUCGACGGUGUUGAAGGGGAUCAGCAAAAUCAAAAUCUCGAUAUGGACAACUUGCUUCAGAUGGCCACGAUCAAAACCUUCUUCACAGAAGUGCCCGAAGAAAAUACCACAUAUGAUAAAACCAAGGACCCGAGAAAGAGUAUCGAUACCACUACAUAUCCUUCAUUCCAAGCCCAGUACGUAGAUCCAGACCAAUACGUAGAGGACGCUAGCUCCUACGAAGCUGCCCGUCAGCUGCAUAUGUCAGUCUUUGGCGCCAUGGUCGACCCAUUUGUUCCCAUACACGCCUACAGUAGCAUCCUCCCUAUACAAGCCCUGACGCUUCCACCAUGGACCUGGCAGGAGGCUAUGAAGAAUAUGACAGGGUUCUUCCAUAUGGGGCCUCUUUUAGUUACAAGCGACGUCCCUGUGUAUAAUCCACAGUAUAAGCUAGCUGCAGACUAUUCAUGGUCCACGGCUCAGCAGAGCAUUGGUUCCUCUGUUGGCAUACCCGCCAUAUCUCAAGCGGAUUGGGCGUGGUUACAGCCAUAUAUCGAUCCAGCAGUUGAAGCUCAAAAUCAAUCCGCUAAAAGCAAAGGCUCAGAUAGUGGAGAUGCCCUUGAUCCAACCGCAUAUAUGAGCUUGGGGAUUGCAAAGGUGGACGCUACCCCGGGGUUUGAAAAUGGGCCGUAUACUGCUAUUGAAGGAUAUCUGCAGCUGAAAAAACCUAUCAUGAGGUCGAGUUAA
This is a messenger RNA of Orbilia oligospora ATCC 24927, 4383 nucleotides long. RefSeq lists its product as uncharacterized. The record is from RefSeq and is a predicted model, not a curated record. The transcript has a single exon. Lineage: Eukaryota; Fungi; Ascomycota; Orbiliomycetes; Orbiliales; Orbiliaceae. The coding region runs from base 1 to 4383 and encodes 1460 amino acids.